AACACCAGCGGGUGGGGUGUAUUGAAGUGCGAGUACCCGGAGCGGGAAGUGUCCGUGUCCGUGUCCGUGUGUCCUGAGCGGGGGGUCUGGGGGUCUGCACGAUGAGUGAGCUGAACCUCGAGUACCAGGGGGUCAUCUUUCCGGCCCAUGUCCACUCGGUGGACAGCCUGAGCUACAGCCGCGACCACUUCCAGGUGCGGGACGAUGACCUGUUCGUCGCCACAUACCCCAAGUCAGGCACAACAUGGAUGCAAGAAAUAAUUCCUCUGAUCUACAACAGCGGGGAUCUGACACCAGUCCUGACCAUUCCAAACUGGCGCAGGGUCCCCUGGUUAGAGCAGGUUACCGCUAAAGGCCUACUGGAGGAGAGACCAUCACCUCGAUACAUGGUAACGCACCUUCAUCACAACAUGAUGCCGAAGACCUUCUACUCAUCAAAGGCCAAGGUAAUAUACGUGGCCCGCAAUCCAAAGGAUGCCCUCGUGUCCUCGUAUCAUUACCACAACAUGGCCACGUUCCUGGAUGACCCAGGCACUUUUGAGGAGUUCAUUGACACCUUCUUGGAAGGAAAGGUGAUGUUUGGCUCCUGGUUUGACCACAUUCGGAGCUGGUGGCCGUUAAAGGAUAAGGAUAACUUCUUGUUUCUAACCUACGAAGAUAUGUUGAAGGACAUGCGGGGGGCUCUGGUGAAACUCGGGGCCUUCGUGGACAGGCCUCUGAGUGAGGACACAAUGGAGGCGAUUGCAAAUCAAUGUAAAUUCACCAACAUGAAGCAGAACAACAUGUCCAACUACAGCUUUGUACCCUUGGAACUGAUGGAUCAAAAGAAAGGCAACUUUUUAAGAAAAGGCAUUGCUGGUGAUUGGAAGAACCAUUUCACCGCAGCCCAGACUGAGCAUUUUAAUUCCGUGUUCGCCCGCCGAAUGGAAGGAUUAAAUUUCCCGUACUACCGAGACUGACGGAGCAAGGAUCGCUCGUCCAGGACUGCAGACUUCGCAAAACCUGUACUCACUGUACUCACUGCCGCUAAAGCUUGAUUCUGUUCGCAAAGAAAUAUGAUGUUUCAAUCAGUGUUGCCUUACUUUGACUUGCCCUUGUUUCUGUACUACUGUGAUGUAGGCCGAAUGAUACUAAUAGCAUCAUCCAGCUGGCUGUUGUUGCUUGAAGAUAGACACGGUGGCGCAGCGGUAGAGUUGCUGCCUCACAGCGAAUUCAGCCCCGGAGACCCGGGUUCGAUCCCGACUUCGGGUGCUGUCUGUACAGAGUUUGUACGUUCUUCCCGUGACCUGCUGUGGGCUUUCUCC
This is a messenger RNA of Amblyraja radiata (thorny skate), 1304 nucleotides long. Its product is annotated as sulfotransferase 2B1-like. The record is from RefSeq and is a predicted model, not a curated record. The transcript has 6 exons. Gene Ontology annotation, molecular function: sulfotransferase activity. NCBI's taxonomy places the organism in Eukaryota, Metazoa, Chordata, Chondrichthyes, Rajiformes, Rajidae. Bases 102 to 959 code for a protein of 285 amino acids.